GCCGGAGACCGGCGCCGCGGGACGGAAGCGAGCGGGCGCGGGCGCCGCGCAGAUGGCCGGGGCGAGCGAGAUCUGAGGCUCUGCUCCCCGAAACGUGACCAUGUGGAUUCAACAGCUUUUAGGACUCAGUUCCAUGUUCAUCCGCUGGCCCGGCUGCUCCCUAGGAAGCCAUGCUUGGAUCCUUAUAGCCAUGUUUCAGCUCGCCCUGGAUCUGCCCGCGUGUGAGUCCCUGGGCCCGGGCCCCGAGUUCCGGCUACUGCCUCGGCCACCCCACCGGCCGCCUCGCUUGUGGAGUUUUAAGAGUGGACAGCCCGCCCGGAUCCCCGCUCCUGUGUGGAGCCCCCGGCCGCCUCGCGUGGAACGCGGACACAGUCACGGACAGAUGCCGAGUCCCCGGGCCCGACGGGCACACAGACCCAGGGAUCAGGAGGCCACUCUUGGGCCCAAAGAGGGGCUGGCCAAGCCCCCAGCUGCUGCCAAAUCCAGCCCUUCCCUGAGCUCCUCCCCCACCUCCUCCUCCUCUGCAGGGGCCAGCGGGGCCCCCACGGACCAGCAGGCCCUCCUGCGGAGGGGGAAGAGGCACCUACAGGGGCCUGCUUUCAACAGCUUUGACUUCCGGGGCAGCAGGCCCACCACGGAGACGGAGUUCAUUGCCUGGGGGCCCACAGGGGAGGAGGAGGCCCUGGAAUCCAACACAUUCCCGGGCUUUUAUGGCCCCACCACGGUCUCCAUCUUCCAAACGCGGAAGACAACUGUGGCCACCGCCACCACCACCGCCACAGCCACCACGGCCACUUCCGUGACACUGCAGACUCAAGGGGUCACUGAGCCCCUGGACCCCAGGAGUAGGAUCCCGGUUGGGGUAAGCACAACGGAGCCUUCCACCAGUCCCAGCAGAGACAGUGGCCAAGACAGCCAGCCCCCGCGGGUUCUGGGGGAGACCUCAGGUUUGGCCGUCCAUCAGAUCAUCACCAUCACCGUCUCCCUCAUCAUGGUCAUAGCUGCUCUGAUUACAACUCUUGUCUUAAAAAACUGCUGUGCGCAGAGUGGGAACCCACGAAGGAACAGCCACCAGCGGAAGACGAACCAUCAGGAGGAGAGUUGCCAGAACCUGACAGACUUCACACCUGCCCGAGUGCCCAGCAGUCUGGACAUCUUCACGGCCUACAACGAGACCCUCCAGUGUUCCCACGAGUGUGUCCGGGCAUCCGUGCCCGUCUACACUGACGAGACGCUGCACCCGGCCGGGGAGUACAAGUCCACAUUUAAUGGGAACCGGCCCUCUUCUUCUGAUCGGCAUCUUAUUCCUGUGGCCUUUGUGUCUGAGAAAUGGUUUGAAAUCUCCUGCUGACUGGCCGAAGUCUUUUUUACCUCCUGGGGGCAGGGCAGACGCCAUGUGUCUGUUUUAUGG
Capra hircus (goat) is the source of this 1411-nucleotide messenger RNA. RefSeq names its product adherens junctions associated protein 1 (gene AJAP1). Gene Ontology annotation, molecular function: beta-catenin binding. Gene Ontology annotation, cellular component: cell-cell contact zone; adherens junction; cytoplasmic side of plasma membrane. The transcript is spliced from 5 exons. Bases 101 to 1351 code for a protein of 416 amino acids. NCBI's taxonomy places the organism in Eukaryota, Metazoa, Chordata, Mammalia, Artiodactyla, Bovidae. The record is from RefSeq and is a predicted model, not a curated record.